Aspergillus terreus NIH2624 is the source of this 756-nucleotide messenger RNA. RefSeq lists its product as uncharacterized. The record is from RefSeq and is a predicted model, not a curated record. NCBI's taxonomy places the organism in Eukaryota, Fungi, Ascomycota, Eurotiomycetes, Eurotiales, Aspergillaceae. The transcript has 3 exons. Bases 1 to 756 code for a protein of 251 amino acids.
AUGGACAUCUUCAAUACAGUUGUCUCGGCCAUCGAUCUGGCCCAGCGGGUGCAGAAGCUGAUAGAUGACCAUCGCAAAGCUCCUGAGCGCUUGUGCGCCUUGCAGUUCGAAAUCACAUCUCUCCAGUCCAUCCUCGAGAAGGUCAAGGUGACCAAAUCGCUGGACACCGAUUCCUUACUGAAGAGCGAGAUUGUGGAGAUCGAAAGUAUCCUGCAGAAACUUCUCGCGGGCAUUCUCAAGCUAAGCAGGACCAAUGCCAGCGGAGGGAUACUGUGGCGCCACAUGAGAAAUCUUCGCACACAGAAGGGAUAUGGUGAACUCGACGAGCUGACGAGGGAGCUGCAGAAGCGAGAGAUGUCUCUGAAUUUGAGCAUGGUGGUCUACAUUGGGGCCAAUGUCCAGCCUCGAGCGAUAUACGAAUCUACCGAGUAUAUACAAUGGCACGAGAUGAAGCCAAUCGCCAGCCUGCACAUGGUGGAUAUACCGAUCUCUAUCCUCAGGGGCUUUAUCGCACAACUGGUCAUCGAUGGCGACGGUCUGUUCGAAGAAGCCAUAACUGACGUUGAGGUACUCCGAAUCCAGCGUUCCCCAGACAUGCCCAGUUUAUCGUUUGAGACGCUGUGGGCUAUUUUCACCUCCCUUAUUCGACAUGCCCGCUUCUCCCAGCUAUACUGUGCCAUAGAUGCCCUGGACGAAUGCGACCCUACCGAACUGGCAGGGCUUCUGACAAAAUUGCUUAACUUGGCAACGAACUGA